UCGCCUCGAUGCGCACGCGUCGACCAAGAUGGCGGCUCUGUCGUCUCUGUCAAGAUCCUCGUCCGCGUUUUCGCGACUUUUCCGCAAUGUCGCGCGAGUUUUCUCCCCGGAUUUUCGGGCUAAUCGGUCCCCCAGAUUGUGGCGAGGUGCAAGACUCCUCGCGGUGGCGUCCAUCUCCUUCCUCGUCGCCCGGAAGUACCUCGGAGUAAACACCGUACAUGCCUACAGAGCGCGCAAGAGAGAUGACGAGCUCCAGAAGGCCGUGAGGUUGACCACGAGGGAGCGGAGAUUCAUCAAGUUCGCCUCCGUCGAGUACGAUGGACAAGUCUACAUGACCCCCCAGGACUUCCUCGACAGCGUCAUCGAGUCCGACCCCCGACCGAGGCUGAAGAGGCGUGUCCUGACGAGCAACGACCUGGAAGCCAUGAAGAAGUCGACCCCUUCGCUUCGCCACGGCAGCCCUCACAUGUUUCGAAAUUUGCGUGAUAGAGGGAUCAUAUCCUACACGGAGUACCUGUUCCUGCUGUCGAUCUUGACGAAACCGCAGACGGGCUUCCGCAUCGCCUUCAACAUGUUCGACACGGAUGGCAACGAGAGAGUCGACAAAACGGAGUUCCUCGUGAUCCGGAGGCUGUUGGGCGGCAUCAUGAAGGAUCGAGAUCUCGACGAGCCUACGAGACGCACCUUACGUACUUUGCUCUCACCAAGUGACGAGGGUUUGGCGAGCAGGGCGAAGCUUCGGGUAGCAGAGGCACCGGAGAAGGACGAAAUCGUCUCGAAUUCUUACAUGGAGAAAAUCUUUAGUCAUGCUUGGAGAGAUCGCCAUGGCGGUGAUUGCAAGGAUGACCUAACUACGUAUCAUAAAUCGCCAGAAGACUUUCAAGCUCAUUUCAAGGAUGACCAGGGUUUGCAACGUCGGCACUCCGUGGAUACCACACUUAUGUUGCACUUCUUUGGUCAAGAUGGUUCGAACGAGCUCAAGUACGAGGGAUUUAAACUGUUCAUGCAGAAUUUGCAAUACGAGGUGCUGGAGUUGGAAUUUCACGAAUACAGCAAAGGACAAAAUGUCAUCACCGAGUUGGACUUUGCCAAGAUCUUGCUAAGAUACACGCAUCUAGAUACUGACGAGUACGACAAAUACUUGGACAGAUUAUUAGAUCGGAAUGACGCACCAACGGGAAUCACCUUCGAAGAAUUUCGAGUGUUCUACCAAUUUUUGAAUAAUCUUGACGACUUCUCCAUAGCCAUGAGAAUGUACACCCUCGCCGAUUACCCAAUUUCCAAAGAUGAGUUUCAGAGAGCCGUCAAGAUUUGCACCGGCACUUAUCUGUCGAGGCACAUCAUAGAUACAGUCUUCGCUAUAUUUGACGUCGACGGGGAUGGUCAGCUGUCCUAUAAAGAAUUCAUAGCGAUCAUGAAGAACCGGCUCCAUCGAGGAUUUCAGUCUCAGCAGAGGAGGCAAGGAUACGCGGCCUUCAAGAAUUGCGUGAAGCAGGAAAUGAAAGCACCGUGAAAGAAGAACCUUGCGUCACAAAUUCUUAUCUGAGAUUGCUACGUAUUAGUUUAUUUAUUAUUUAAUGGUUCCUUUAAAUACCAUAAAAAGCAUGGCAAUCUCCUAUCGAUGUCCACAGGGAUAUAAGUGUGCUGUUUUAUUUGUAAAAUGUUUCAUCCUCCUUAAAUAUAAACUAUUUCAUUGUUCCUAAAUAAUAACGUUGACCCGAAUGCAAUUUAACGCAUUAUUGUUUAAGUUUGAAUGAUUUUAUACGAUAACCUCAGAUUUGUGAUAGCACACACACAUUGUUCAUAAUGUUCUUCCCAAAGAGUAUGCCAUAACAUGUUUGUUAUAAGAUCUCUUUGUACAAACUAAGAAGCUUCGUAGUUGAAAUUUAUUAUCUUUGUGUCGAUAAUAUUAGAAAUACGUUGUUAAUAAUAUUAAAAAUAUUAAGGAAUAAGUUUAUAUGCCAGCCAAUUGAGCCAUGACUUUUGUUAAUAAA
Molecule: messenger RNA, 1994 nt
Organism: Orussus abietinus
Lineage: Eukaryota; Metazoa; Arthropoda; Insecta; Hymenoptera; Orussidae
Gene: MICU3
Product: calcium uptake protein 3, mitochondrial
Exons: 12
Coding region: 29-1513 (494 amino acids)
Biological process (GO): mitochondrial calcium ion homeostasis; calcium import into the mitochondrion
Cellular component (GO): uniplex complex
Molecular function (GO): calcium ion binding
Source: RefSeq, a predicted model, not a curated record